Messenger RNA from Fulvia fulva, 1914 nucleotides. RefSeq lists its product as uncharacterized. The transcript has 3 exons. Lineage: Eukaryota; Fungi; Ascomycota; Dothideomycetes; Mycosphaerellales; Mycosphaerellaceae. The coding region runs from base 1 to 1914 and encodes 637 amino acids. The record is from RefSeq and is a predicted model, not a curated record.
AUGGCCGACAUGAUCAUUCCCUUCGCCGUCCUGGCUGGUCUUGCCCGGGCGGCACCACAGGCUGGUAUACACCUCACUGGCAACCUCAACUUGAGUGGCAUUGUCAACGCCGAGGCCGCUGCUGCUGCGUCCUCAUCUGCCUCUGCUGAGGCUCUGGCCUCUCCCCCAGUUCUUGUGAACCCUAUCGCAAGUGCUAUUGACGAUGUCCCAGUUGUCGGCAGCGUCGUCGAUGAGGCUACCGGCAUUGUCAAUGCAGGUCCAAGCAUCACCCUCCCAGCUAUCCUGGACACUCUUCCAACUGGAGGAUACAUCGAGAUCGUGGUCCCAACCACGGUGCCACUGUCCAACACAGCUCUCAUUGAGUCUCUGGGUGCACUUCCAGCCAACGCCGAGGUCACCGACAUCGUCUCAUCGGUCCUUGAUGGCAGUGUCUCCGUACAGACGACACUCCCAGCCGACUACGUUCCAGAUGACCUGCCAACUGGCGUCAUUGGCGGCAUCCCAGAGAUCACCGCUGCUCCAGAUGUCCAGAACAUCGUCAAUGAGCUCAAGGGUGGUCUUCUUGUAGAGAUUGCCGGCAGUAUCGCUUCUGCCCUUGACAAGCUUGCUUCUGCCGCCGGCGCAGAGCUCCCAGCCGCUCCAUCCAUUCUACCAUCGCAGAUCCUCGACGCUCUGGAGUCUCUUCCCACCCUCGUGGCUGCCAGCGCCGGCGCAGAUGCUGGUGUCACUUUCGCCAGCCGUGAGAAGGACACCUCUAACGACCCAGAGGACGUCAAGGAGAAGCGUCAGCUUGAGGGGCUUGGUAACCUUCUCGCUGGGCUUACUGGUGGAAGCAACCCCUUGACCGCCUUGACUGGCAGUGGAAACGUCAACUCGGUCACUGGCCUUAUUGGCGGAAACGGCGUGCCGCUUGGCCCCACAAACCCCAUCAGUGCUCUGCUCGGCGCUCUCGGCGGUGCGGGCUCACCACUGGGUAAUCUUGUCAAUACCAUUGUCGGUCUGCUCGGUGGUGUCGCCGGUGGACUUUCAAGCCUCACGGGCAUUCUCGGCGGCGGCAGCAACCCACUUUCUAUCCUCACUGGUCUUCUUAGCAACCUUGGUGGUGUUGCUGGCGUGACUGGCGGUCUUACUGGAGGCUCAGGUCUUGGUGCUAUCACUUCAAGCCUGCCACUUGGCUCCCUCCUCGGUGGUCUCGGCGGCCUUACUGGCGGUCUCGGUGGUCUUGGUGUCUCUCGUGUGUCUGGCGGUGCUUCUGCUGGUGGUGUGGGAAGCAUUGUUCUUGGUGUUACCAGGAAGAUCCCACUGCCACUUGGUGGUCUCGCUCCUCUCGUCGAGGGUAUCAAGAGCGCUGCUCUCGCUCCACUCACCAGCAUCCUCCAGAACACCCCAUUUCUCGGCCAGAUCCUGCAGUCGCUCGGCAUCUUGAACACCCUCGCCGUCCUCAACAUCGGCAAGUUCGGCAGUCUCGCUCAGCUCACCGAUCUCCCAGCCAUCCAGUCCGCUGUCCUGCUGCUCAACACUCCAGAUCUCGCCACCGCUACUUACGUCCUCACCAAUGCGACUGGUGGUGCCAUCCCACUCGGCCAGCUCCUCGAAAACCCAACCGACCUCGUCCAGGUCGUCUCUUCCCUGCAGCCACUGGUUGCCAACUUGCCAGCGACUGUCUCUUACAUCCUGCUUUCUCAGCUUGGUGCAACUGGUAUCCAGGCUGUUGCUCCAGACGUCGACACUAGCGCCGUCAGCGGCAUUCUCGGCAAGCUACCAAUCACUGGUCUUCUGAGUGGUCUUUUGGGUGGUUUGACUGGUGGCGGCGCUGCCGGUGGUCUUGGCGGACUAGUUGGUGGUCUCACCGGCGGCCUCACCGGCGGGCUUACUGGAGGUCUUACUAAAGGUUUGAUCCCGGGCUCGAAGUAA